Messenger RNA from Mercenaria mercenaria, 1034 nucleotides. RefSeq names its product C-factor-like. Bases 92 to 850 code for a protein of 252 amino acids. The record is from RefSeq and is a predicted model, not a curated record. The transcript has 5 exons. NCBI's taxonomy places the organism in Eukaryota, Metazoa, Mollusca, Bivalvia, Venerida, Veneridae.
ACAGAUAACAGCAUAACUAGACGUCAACAGUAUUAUUCAUUCGUAUUAUGUGAAAGUGUCAAUAUCCAGGACGCCGAUUAUUCGUGUCAAAAUGCUCGCUCCAAAAUCGGUUUUAAUCACUGGAUGUAACAGGGGGAUUGGUUUGGAGUUCGUGAAACAUUUUCUUCAGCUGGCAAAACCACCGAAAUUUGUGUUUGCCUGUUGCAGAAAUUCUGCUGCGGCUACAGACUUGAAUGAGAUUGCCAAAUCAAAUCCAUCAGUAAAAGUUCUUGAGUUAGAUGUCACUAAACAAGACUCAAUAGAAAAAGCUAAACUCUACGUUGCAUCGAUAGUUGAAGGCGAAGGUUUGAACCUACUAAUCAACAACAGUGGCAUUGCUAGUGAUCAAGAUAUUGAAGAUGUUACAAGGGAAGAAAUGAUGAGAUGUUACGAAGUCAAUGCAAUUGGACCGUUAAUGAUGGCACAGUCAUUUCUACCUCUGUUGAGACUAGCUGCCAGCCAGCAUCAAUCAGAUCCUAUGUCCUGCAACAAGGCUGCAAUUAUCAACAUUUCCACUUCCUUAGCAUCAAUUUCAGAAUAUUCCUCACCCAGAAGAAGAUACCCAUACAGGGCCUCGAAGGCUGCUUUGAAUAUGAUCACCACCAGCCUAUGUCUAGAUUUAAAAGCGGACGGUAUCCUUUGCACAUCUGUCCAUCCAGGCUGGGUAAAGACAGAAAUGGGUGGACCUAAUGCACUCAUCAGCACAGAAGAAAGUUUAAACGGAAUGAUGUCUGUUCUGGAAAAACUUCAAGGGGAAGAGUGUUCUGGAAAGUUUUAUCAUGGUGUCAGAGGAGACUUCAUUGGAUGGUAGAAGAUAUCGUACUGCUCACGAAACUUAAUGAAUUGCAACUGUGCAAUACUUAGUUUUUACCAUUCUAAUGGUCUUCAAAUAAUGUUGACAAAAGUUGUAUAAUAAAGUACAAUUGCUGUUGAAAUUAUACGAAAAAUUAAAUAUGGACUGAUCAAUUGAUUAUCAUUAAAAGCUACACACGGAA